CAUCACCUCAAGUCUUGUUGCAGGAAUAUUCGCUGCCAACAAAUAAAUUCUACCUCGAUAGGAUCCCUUAAAGCGACAGGGAAUCCUUUCAGGAUCUCCUCUUUGUUGAAUGCCUUUUGUGACUCGGCUCCGAGUCCCUAGUUCGCAUCAUGGCUCCGACUUUUCGCAUCCACAAGCCUGAUGUCCUGGCAACGCUCCCCCGGCCCUUGGGCCAGUCAAAGGGCCGAUAUCAUGCCGGAGAGGUCUACGUUCAACAACCGGGCUCAAAGAAGCGCAAGAGGUUGGAAGUUGCCGUGGGCGUCGACGGAGAAGCGGCCAACAUCUAUCAUAUUCCUUCUUCUGACUUGAGGACAUCCUAUCCUAUCCCCCCGCAAGAGUCGUUUACUUGUGCGCCCUACUCAAUUCGAUACCAACAGCCAGCCAACAGCGAACGUCAACAGUACACGUAUCUUUCGACGAGCGAUUCUUCCGGCUUCAAGAUGACCCUUUGCAAAGACGUCGUCAACUCGGCCGGCAAAACCACAUCUACCACAAAGUCUCGCCGGUUAAGUCACAAGGCGCCCGUGGCGCGUCUGUUCACAUCGAGUUGUGCUGUUGCCUCCGCUGCCGCGGGGUCGGUCACCCAGAGUUCCGACUGUAGCGACGUCCUCGCCGUGUGCCAAGAUGGCCAGGUCCUGUGCCUAGAUGGUGCCGGGUUGGACGAGCAAUGGAGCGUCUCGUCGUACAGCCUGUGCAAGGAUCUCCUGCCGCCCUCCACGUCCGGAUUUACAGUCGACUCCGUCUUCCAUGCGUCGGCUGUAGAAGUCCUCAAGGGCAUCUUCGAGGGAAGGCAAGAUGCGUUUGGUUCUUUCGGCCAGCCCGUCGACGCGGAGACUUUCAACCCCGACGUACUCGUGCUCGUCGUCGGCAGUCAAUCUCACGUUCAAGGUCCGUCUGACAGAUACCUGGUGCUACUGGGCGCUGUUCCGCAGAGUGCCACGGCCCGGUCUUCCCAGCAAGCUCUCGUCCAGCUUCACGUUGCGCCUCUCCCCCGACACGACGGCCUUUCCGGCAAACAAGCGCCGACCUACCACCUUCAAGUUCGAUCCGGGAAGCUGUUCGAGCUCUCCGACGGUACGAUCCGGACAUACCGCCUAACAGGUGCGUUGCCGAGGAUACAGGACGUCGUCCUCGUAUCGGAAGCCUCGUCCUUCGUACCUUUGUCCGAACACUGUGUUUUGUCCCUCUCGCCGAGCAUGCUCACCGUCGCCAACGUCACAUACCACUCCAUCCAAGCACGGGCCCCUGUCACCCUGGACGGCGGCCGAGGCGGUGCAGAAUUCAUGCUUCUUACUUAUCUGACGAAACUCGACCUCGCCAUUGCCAUCGUGAACAAUACGCUGCUCUCCAUUCAAGUCGAGCGACACGGGUCGUCGCACAAGGAAGGUCUUCUCAUCGAUGCGAUAGGAAAGGGACUUUCGAAGGCCGACGACCUUCCUGAAAGCUUGCCUCCGCUUCGUGGGAAAGGACCUUUCAAGAGCUUCAUCCCCGGCACCUUGACCGAUUCGUACGUCAAGCAGUCUCUUGUGGAAGUGGAGAAGCUGGAUGAGUACCUGGCGCAAAAUGAUCUUAAGGAGUUUGAGCGCCUUCUUGCUUCCAAACUUGGUGUGGCCAUUGAGGAGAGCUCGGCCGAGGCAGUGGCCGUGAAUGGAGUCGCCGGCAGAAACGACGAGGACUUGGCCACACCAGACUGGAAAUGGCUGGAGCGCGCGAAUUCCUACCCGGCCGUCGAUCGUCGGUGGGUUCUCUACGCGAUCAGCAGGGUCUUUUCCAUCCAUGUGGGCGACUCUAGCAGCACGGGCGCGGCCGCCACCGCCGCCGCCGCCGACGGGCCAUCGCUGGAAUGCUCCCUGCCGGAAAGCAACGUCCUCCUCUACCUCAUCGUUGCCGGCCAUCUUACCCUGUCCAACAUCACGGCGGCUUUCAAGCAUGAGCUUAGCGAGACCCAUGUCCCGAAGGAGGCCCUGGCCGACGAGUUGGUCCGGCAGCUCAUCGAAAUCGACCCAGCCCUGGAGCUCCUCCUGAGCUACGUCUCGGCGACCAAGCUGGGCGAGGCGGGGCUCCUGCUCAUCGUCCGCACGAUCAUGCAGAGCCUCGACCACCAACCCCGGCUCGCGCCGGCGGUGCCGAACGGGACGAACGGGACGAACGGGACGAGCGGGACGAAGGAGGAGGAAGACUACGUGGCCAUGGAGAUCGACCAGCUGGAGCACGAGCUCGAGCUCGCCGAGUACAACCUGGGCGACAACUCCGACGUGCGGGCGCGGCUGCUCACCAUGGCGUUCGAGAGGCUCGUGGGCUAUUCCCCGGCCGCCACCGUCCGCGCCCUCCGCGCGUCCUUCGGCACGGCCGAGAUCCUCUCGCUCAUCCACCUCCUGCGCAUCCAGCUGGUCGGCAGCGCCUGGACAACGCGGUACUCGGAGCUCACGAGCCUCGACCAAGACGACGGGGCCAAGGCGCCCCCCGACGGGGCCAUCGCGCUGAUCGCCGAGCUGCUGGCGCGGUGCGUCGACGCCGUCGGACCGAAUGGAUGGCUUUCGAGCGGUUCCGGCUCCGGGUCCGGGUCGUCGUCCUCGGCGGCGGGGGCGGGGGCGGGGGAUCACUGGGACGGGGGCCACUUCCUCGCGGCGCUCAAGCUCGAGGUCAGCGCUGCGCUCGAAGGGCUCAACGAUGCCGUGCACCUCAACGGGAUCCUGGGGGAGGCGGUCAGGUUCGGCACGUUGUCGUUGGCGAGCGGCGGCGGCGCGGCGGGUCGCGGCGUGGCGGUGGCGGCGGCGGCGGCGAGGGGGGGCCAGGACCGGCCGAAGACGCUCGAAGUCGGGACGUCGGCGCAGCUGCCGCUUGGGCUCACGCCGAAACAGGCGGUGACGCAGUUCAAGGUGGUCUCGGGCGGCGAAGUUGUGGAGAGGUCAGCAAGAGAAAAGGGGCAUCUGUUGAGUCAGAGGGUCAAGGAGUAUUCGUUGGAAAAGGUGGCGGUUUGAGGCGUUUGAGCCUCCGAGGGUUCAAGUGGAUGCAUGCAUGUGUGGUGUGGAGAGUCAAUAGCGGCGCUUAGGAUAUGUUCAUGUUUGAAUUGUCAGCCGGGCUUGGUUCGGAAUCACGGCUGCGGCGAUUUCAUCACCGGAGAGCCGUAGCCUGGUAAGGGUUCACGUCAAUACGAACAUGAAGGCACAGUACAAUGCCAGUCAGCCAUCAUACCACAUCACAUCAAAUCAUCUCAGCG
Sodiomyces alkalinus F11 is the source of this 3259-nucleotide messenger RNA. RefSeq lists its product as hypothetical. The transcript has 2 exons. NCBI's taxonomy places the organism in Eukaryota, Fungi, Ascomycota, Sordariomycetes, Glomerellales, Plectosphaerellaceae. Bases 150 to 3020 code for a protein of 956 amino acids. The record is from RefSeq and is a predicted model, not a curated record.